AUGGCGAUGGAAGUGACCCAGGUGCUAUUGAAUGCCCAAUCUAUAGAUGGGAAUGUGCGGAAGCAUGCGGAAGAAAGCCUAAAACAGUUUCAGGAGCAAAAUCUGCCCGGUUUUUUGCUCUCUCUCUCUGGAGAGCUAGCGAAUGAUGAGAAGCCUGUUGAUAGCCGUAAAUUAGCAGGUUUAAUACUUAAAAAUGCCUUGGAUGCAAAGGAACAGCAUAGAAAGCUUGAGCUUGUUCAAAGAUGGUUGUCCUUGGACAUCAAUGUUAAGGGUCAAAUUAAGGCAUGUUUGUUGAAGACCCUUGCUUCGCCUGUACCAGAUGCACGGUCAACUGCAUCUCAAGUUAUUGCUAAGAUUGCAGGGAUCGAGUUGCCUCAGAGACAGUGGCCAGAGCUGAUAGGAUCGCUUUUAUCCAAUAUUCAUCAGUUACCUGCUCAUGUCAAGCAAGCUACUUUAGAGACUCUUGGAUAUUUGUGUGAGGAAGUCUCACCUGAUGUUGUAGACCAAGACCAUGUAAACAAGAUACUUACAGCGGUAGUUCAGGGCAUGAAUGCAUCUGAAGGAAACAAUGAUGUUAGGCUUGCUGCAACUCGUGCACUGUACAAUGCACUAGGAUUUGCUCAAGCAAAUUUCAGCAACGAUAUGGAGCGUGAUUAUAUCAUGAGAGUGGUUUGUGAGGCAACUCUGUCCCCUGAAUUGAAGAUAAGACAGGCUGCUUUUGAGUGCUUGGUCUCUAUCUCAUCAACAUACUAUGAGAAGUUGGCUCCUUAUAUUCAAGAUAUCUUUAACAUCACGGCAAAGGCUGUGAGGGAAGAUGAGGAACCUGUAGCUCUUCAAGCAAUUGAAUUCUGGAGUUCAAUAUGUGACGAGGAGAUAGAUAUCUUGGAAGAAUAUGGAGGUGAUUUCACUGGGGAUUCUGAUGUUCCUUGCUUUUACUUUAUUAAGCAGGCUCUCCCUGCUCUGAUACCUAUGUUGUUGGAGACUCUCCUUAAGCAAGAGGAGGACCAGGAUCAAGAUGAAGGAGCUUGGAAUAUUGCAAUGGCUGGCGGAACAUGCCUUGGUUUGGUUGCAAGGACUGUGGGAGAUGAUAUUGUGCAACUUGUUAUGCCAUUCAUUGAAGAGAACAUUACAAAACCAGAUUGGAGGCAAAGGGAGGCAGCGACAUAUGCAUUUGGUUCAAUCUUGGAGGGUCCUUCACCUGACAAGCUAACGCCUCUUGUUAAUGUUGCAUUGAACUUCAUGCUGACUGCUUUGACAAAGGAUCCACAUAACCACGUGAAGGAUACAACUGCUUGGACCCUUGGUCGAAUAUUUGAAUUCCUUCAUGGUUCAACUGUGGAUACACCAAUAAUUACUCAAGCAAAUUGCCAACAAAUUGUCACUGUACUACUUCAGAGCAUGAAGGACGUUGCCAAUGUAGCAGAGAAGGCAUGUGGUGCUCUCUAUUUCCUUGCUCAGGGUUACGAAGAGGUGAGCCCAUCAUCUCCCCUUACUCCUUACUUCCAGGAAAUUGUCCAGGCACUUCUCACUGUCACCCACAGAGAGGAUGCUGGGGAGUCCCGAUUAAGGACUGCUGCAUACGAAACAUUGAAUGAGGUGGUGAGGUGCUCAACUGAUGAAACUGCACCAAUGGUGCUGCAAUUGGUUCCUGUCAUCAUGAUGGAGCUUCAUAAUACUCUUGAAGGGCAGAAGCUUUCUUCUGAUGAAAGAGAGAAGCAGGGUGAGUUGCAAGGGCUUCUCUGUGGUUGCUUACAGGUCAUAAUUCAGAAGUUAGGCUCCUCUGAGCCAACAAAGUAUGUGUUCAUGCAAUAUGCAGACCAGAUAAUGGCACUCUUCCUGAGGGUUUUCGCUUGUAGAAGUGCAACAGUGCAUGAGGAAGCCAUGUUGGCCAUUGGAGCCCUUGCCUAUGCAACUGGUCCGGAUUUUGCCAAAUACAUGCCAGAGUUUUACAAGUACUUAGAAAUGGGCCUUCAGAAUUUUGAAGAGUACCAGGUCUGUGCUGUGACUGUUGGUGUGGUAGGGGAUAUUUGCAGGGCAUUGGAAGAUAAAAUUUUACCUUACUGUGAUGGUAUCAUGACUCAGCUUCUCAAGGACUUAUCAAGCAACCAGUUGCAUAGAUCUGUGAAGCCUCCCAUUUUCUCUAGCUUUGGGGACAUUGCCCUGGCAAUAGGAGAGAAUUUUGAGAAGUACUUGAUGUAUGCCAUGCCCAUGCUGCAGAGUGCAGCAGAGUUGUCUGCCCACACAGCUGGUGCUGAUGACGAAAUGACUGAAUACACAAAUUCUUUGAGAAAUGGAAUUUUGGAGGCAUAUUCUGGAAUUCUUCAAGGUUUCAAGAAUUCUCCUAAAACUCAGCUCUUGAUUCCUUAUGCACCUCACAUCCUGCAGUUCUUGGAUAGCAUGUACAUGGAGAAAGACAUGGAUGAUGUGGUGAUGAAAACUGCUAUUGGAGUCCUUGGCGAUUUAGCAGAUACACUGGGAAGUAAUGCUGGUUCUUUGAUACAGCAAUCUCUUUCUAGCAAAGACUUUUUAAAUGAAUGUUUAUCUUCUGAUGACCAUAUGAUUAAGGAAUCUGCCGAAUGGGCCAAGUUGGCCAUCAGUCGUGCCAUUUCUACAAUGGAGGUCACCGGUCUUCAGUAUGUCACUAACUCUUGCGUCAGCAUGGUGAGUUUGGGUUCUCGAUUCUGUCAUGGAGGAGAAGUGGGUGGGAUUGCUUUGAAGAUGUGGGUGAAGGAGUCUGUCAAAAAAGUCGAAUAA
Messenger RNA from Dovyalis caffra, 2754 nucleotides. Lineage: Eukaryota; Viridiplantae; Streptophyta; Magnoliopsida; Malpighiales; Salicaceae. The record is from the annotation of a GenBank genome assembly.